AUGCAAGCUCUAAAUAAGAACACAACAAACUUUUCAAACUAUUCUAAGAUAUCUGAGUCAUUGAAAGGGGGUGACUUAAAACUGACAUUAAACCCUAUAGCAGAUGAGUUUCUAUUUCAAGACAAUAAGAACAAUACUGUCUGUAUAAAUCCAACAAAAGGAACUUUAAACGAGAAACCUAUAAAUGAACUUCUUUUGAAAGCAGAUGUUGACAACAAAGCUGACAAAGAAUAUGUAGACGAUGCAAUAGCAAAAGAAGAAGAAAGAGCUAACAAUGCUUAUGCAACAAAAGAACAUACUCAUCCUGAACUAGCAGACAAAACAUAUGUUGACAAUAAAAUGUCAAGUGAAGUGACAAGAGCUGAAAACGAAUAUUCUAAAAAGACUCAUAUACAUUAUAUUAACCAAAUACCAAGUCUUAAGGAAACAUUAGAGACAAAAGCAGAUAAGACUCAUACACAUUCUAUAUCUGAUAUUACAAACUUACAAGAAACCUUAAACAGGAAAAGUGACGUUGGACAUACACAUACCAUUGCAAAUAUUACAAACUUACAAGAAACCUUAAACAGGAAAAGUGACGUUGGACAUACACAUACCAUUGCAAAUAUUACAAACUUACAAGAAACCUUAAACAGGAAAA
This is a messenger RNA of Trichomonas vaginalis G3, 640 nucleotides long. RefSeq names its product phage tail repeat-like family. The annotation marks the transcript as partial. Lineage: Eukaryota; Parabasalia; Trichomonadida; Trichomonadidae. The transcript has a single exon. The record is from RefSeq and is a predicted model, not a curated record.